AUGUCUUAUAGAAACCCCAAUGUGGAGAAUCCUCAAGACCAAGUGUAUCCUCCAAGGUAUCCACAACAACAAAGACCUCCUUACCAAUCUCAAGGAAGUCAAUUUCAGCCAAGGCAAGGAUAUGAGCAGAGAUCAUCAUAUCCGCCCAAGGAGCCAUAUGCUUCUUCACCAAAUCAAGCUCCUCCAAACCAACAAGGUGGGAGAUUUGAAGGAAUCCUCCAACAGAUCAUGGAUGGCCAGAAGAGAAACACUAAAGAGAUGUAUGAGAAGAUGGACACUUUGUUCAGCAAUCUCAACACCAAGUAUGAUGCUGUUGCCACUCAUGUGAAGAAACUAGAGACUCAAGUCACUCAAACUAUGGAAGCUGUUAAGAGACAGGAAGCUGAAUCCAAGAAGUCCUUUUGCAACUCAGCCGCCAUAGAAGAAAGAUUUGAAGACCAAGUUCCAGAAUGGAUGCUUUCAAAACCUACUGUUGAUUGCAUGAUUUGGCCUGAAGAGAAUUACCCAGAGAGAGAGUCCAAUCGAGCUAGAAAGAGAAGACUCUUCCCAAAGAUUAUCCCCAAGACAGAUAACUCAGGAAAGUUUGUGUGCCUUGUAUCAUCAAAGAUUGGAAAUUGCUCUAUCCCCACUGAUUUCCAGAUUGUGGAAAUGAGAGAGAGUAGCCAUAGACCUCUCAUAUUUGGAACCCCUUUCCUGUCUACUGUGGGUGCCAUAUUUGAUUUCCCCAAUCAAAGAAUCUCUUUCAACAAGGUGAACAAGGGUAUGUUCUUCCCUAUGUGUUCAACAAAGAACUCUUUUGUUGACAUGGUCCAAGAGGAGAAAGCUACUUUGAAGCCACCCCAAGAAGGAGAAACUGAAGAAACAAUCAAGGAAGAUCCCAUUCCUAAGCCCAAGCAGCUUGCCAAACAAGCAAGGAGUAAGACUAAGGCCCCUACACCAAAACCGCCCAAGGGAUCAACCAAGAUUGAAGAUGAGGCCAAGCCAAGAAGAAGGUUAGAAAACCUAGGCAGUAGUGCCAAGGGACAUUCAUGGAGAGAUUGUCUAUCCAGCUGUGAAUCACCCACCAGAUACUCAUUGCAAGGAGAAAAGACUUGGAGGAUCAAAGAUGCCUCUUGUCUCCAUCUUCUCCUGAGUGCCAAGCCUUACAGUCAAGCUAAAGACUUAAAACAAGCGCUGCAUGGGAGGCAACCCAUGAGAAGGAGAAAAAGGUGUGAAAACACAAUCCGCGCCAAAACAUUGGCCGCGGACGCGCAAAAGAGAAUUUUGGCCGAGCAAUUCCAAUCUGGCCGACCGUUACGGUCGAGCCGGGAAGGAAAAGCCGUGCUCGGCCGGAUUCGCACGCACGAACCGGAGAAGAUAGGCCGCGAUCGGCCGAAAUUUUGUAUCGGAACGGACCGACCGUGCCGGUCGAUCCGGGAAACAUACGCUCGGCCUCGGCCGAAAUUCUCUCGCCAAACAAUUUGGCCGACCAAAUCGCUCGACCGCGACAAAUCCAUCGGCCAUCGGCCCAAAAUUUUCUAG
Messenger RNA from Microthlaspi erraticum, 1521 nucleotides. The record is from the annotation of a GenBank genome assembly. NCBI's taxonomy places the organism in Eukaryota, Viridiplantae, Streptophyta, Magnoliopsida, Brassicales, Brassicaceae.